AUGGCCCAACCCCCACUCGAGACGUUCCAGAUCGGUUGGAUAUGUGCCCUGCCGAUCGAGGCUGCCGCCGCCAAAGAAAUGCUAGAUGAAAGCUUUGGCAUUCUCGACGUGCAAGAUUCAAGCGACUCAAACACCUAUACCCUAGGUCGAAUCGGCAAACACCACGUCGCGAUCGCCUGCCUCCCAGGCGGCCAAUACGGAACUACGUCGGCCACGACUGUCGCAAAUAAUAUGGUCCGCACCUUUUCGAAAUCUCUGCGGGUCGGGUUGAUGGUCGGCGUUGGCGGUGGAAUUCCGUCGGCUACUCAUGACAUUCGGCUUGGUGAUGUUGUGAUAAGCUGCCCUGAAGGCACCUCUGGCGGAGUGCUUCAAUACGAUAUGGGGAAGGUCGGUACGAAAGGAGAGUUUCAUCGAGCUGGCUCUUUGAACAGCCCUCCUAGGGCCCUGUUAGCAGCAAUCAACUUGAUGAGGGCCGCCGAGCUCACGGAUGAUCCUUGCUAUCCUGAAUAUCUCCUCAAGGCGAUCGGUAGAACGGCACGCACUCGGAAGAACUUUGACCGACCACAACAAGACCGGUUUUUCAAACUCGAACACAUUCAUCCUACGACUGCAAGCACUUGUGAUGGAUGCUUACUAGAAUGGGAAGAAACACGAAGUGAACGUGAGACCAGUGAUCCACAAUCCCACUACGGUAUUAUUGCAUCUGGAAAUGCUGUUAUCAAGGAUGGAUACACGCGCGAGCAGCUCAGGCUCAACACUGGGGCCUUGUGCUUUGAGAUGGAGGCAGCUGGCUUGAUGAUGGACUUCCCUUGCAUUGUUGUUCGCGGAAUCUGUGAUUACGCCGAUACCCACAAAAACAAGCAGUGGCAAGGAUAUGCGGCCUUGGCAGCGGCAUCAUAUGCUAAGGAGCUGCUAGGGUAUAUACCUACAACCCAUGUGUCGCAAGAGAAUUUGGUGGUAGAUGUGUGUUCGGGACUCAAAGAGGAAAUCGAAGGCACCAACAAGCGCUUGGACCGAGCAUACAACCAACAAGAACAACAUCACAAUGAGCAGAAAUCAAGAGCGUUGACAGAUCAGCAACAACGUUGUCAUCAACUUUUUAAGAUUUCAAACUACGAGGAGCAAAAGAACAUCAAUCCCAGAAGAGUGGAAGGAACCUGUCAAUGGGCCCUACAGAGCGCUGAAUAUAUUCACUGGUGGGAAAGCAGCAGCAAUGAUCUUCUAUGGGUGUCAGCCGACCCGGGCUGCGGCAAGUCUGUCUUGGCGAGAUCGAUCAUCGACGACCACUUCCAAGGUUCUAGCUCAGCAGUGACAACGUGUUUCUUUUUCUUUAAGGAUAAUGAGGAACAGAACCAUUUUGCUACCGCACUAUGUUCAAUACUACAUCAACUCUUCAGCCAACGACCUCAUCUUUUGUCCCAUGCGCUACCGUCCUGGGAGAAAAACGGGGAGAAACUGCGACACGAGGUUGACGAGCUUUGGCGAAUCUUUAUAACGGCCGCAUCGGCUGACGUAUCCCACAAGACGAUUUGCAUAUUCGAUGCCCUCGAUGAAUGCCGUGAAUCGGAUCAGGGCCGAUUGAUUGAGAAGCUCCGGUUCUUUUACCAUCAAAAAUCGCCAUCGACACAGGAUGCCUCCUGUUUAAAAUUCCUAGCCACUAGUCGUCCCUACGAUAGUAUACAGGAUCAUUUUCGAGCAAUCACUGAUUCUUUCCCGCAUGUACACAUCAAGGGUGAGGAAGAAAAUGACCGAAUUCAUGAAGAAAUUGAUAUAGUGGUGAAGAUUCGAGUAAAGGAACUGGCCGAAGAAGUGCCUCUAGCUCUGGAGGUCCACGAGCGAGUCGAACAGCAGCUGCUUCACAUGGAACACCGUACUUAUCUCUGGCUACAUCUAGCUAUUGAUGAUAUCCGAACCACCUUCAAGCGCAGCCUUCGGCCUGCAAAGAAUUCGAUCACACUGAUACCACCUUCUGUGAAUGCAGCAUACGAAAAGAUCCUCUGUCGAGUUCCUGCAGACCAUAUGAACACAGUCAAGAAGAUCUUGGAGAUCAUUGUGGCGGCACGACGUCCUCUAACAAUACGAGAGAUGGCUGUGGCGCUAGGCAUUGCCACUUACUCCGAGGCACGAACAAUAAUGGAGGCCGGGCUGGAUCUAACCCAUCUACAGAGAAAAAUUCGAAGUUUAUGCGGCUUAUUUGUCUUCACUAAUAACUCCAAAAUCUAUUUGAUCCAUCAAACUGCCAGAGAGUUUCUGAUUCAGAAGGAAAUCUCGGCCGAUCUGAGUUUCGCAUAUUGGAGCAGCUUGAGUCAUGCAGAAGACCAGAUGGCUCAGAUCUGUUUGCGAUACCUCUUGAUGGAAGGUUUGGAAGACGACAUAGGACAGUCGAGCUCUAAUAUUCGGGAUUUCUUAGAGUAUUCAGCAGUACAUUGGCCUGAUCACGUACGGAAGACUGCUUUGACAUUAGACAUGGAAGGGGUUAAUCAAGUACAUAGAGUAUAUGAUAUGAGUGAAAAAAGGCUCUCGCUGUGGUUUCCAAUUUUUUGGAAGGCAAUGAUGCCAUACCACCGUGUGCAUUUAAUGGAUUCACUUCACCUGGCAGCAUUUAACGGUCAUAAAGAGGAGGCUCAAUUUCUACUUACUGUCAAGAAACACGACAUCAAUACGGCAGACGAAACAGGAACGAACGCAUUGGCCUGGGCCUCGAAGAAAGGACACGACAAGGUUGUGGAGAUGCUGCUCGAGCGAGGAGCCGAUGUCAACGCCCAGGGUGGAGAGUACGGAAAUGCGCUCGUCGCUGCUUGCUCUGAAGGAUACGAACAGGUUGCAGAGAUACUGCUUGAACGAGGAGCGGAUAUUAGCGCCCAGGGUGGAGAGUACGGCAAUGCGCUCCAGGCUGCAUGUUUUAUGGGACGCGACAAGGUUGUGGAGAUACUGCUUGAGCGAGGAGUCGAUAUCAACGCCCAGGGUGGAUACUGCGGAAACGCUCUCCAGGCUGCUUGUUCUGGAGGAUACGAUAAGGUUGUGGAGAUACUGCUCGAACGAGGAGCCGAUAUCAACGCCCAGGGUGGAUACUGCGGAAACGCUCUCCAGGCUGCUUGUUCUGGAGGAUACAAACAGGUUGCAGAGAUACUGCUUGAACGAGGAGCGGAUAUUAGCGCCCAGGGUGGAGGGUACGGCAAUGCGCUCCAGGCUGCAUGUUUUGGUGGACACGAUGAGGUUGUGGAGAUGCUGCUUGAGCGAGGAGUCGAUAUCAACGCCCAGGGUGGAUACUGCGGAAACGCUCUCCAGGCUGCUUGUUCUGGAGGAUACAAACAGGUUGCAGAGAUACUGCUUGAACGAGGAGCGGAUAUUAGCGCCCAGGGUGGAGAGUACGGCAAUGCGCUCCAGGCUGCAUGUUUUGGUGGACACGAUGAGGUUGUGGAGAUGCUGCUUGAGCGAGGAGUCGAUAUCAACGCCCAGGGUGGAUACUGCGGAAACGCUCUCCAGGCUGCUUGUUCUGGAGGAUACAAACAGGUUGCAGAGAUACUGCUUGAACGAGGAGCGGAUAUUAGCGCCCAGGGUGGAGGGUACGGCAAUGCGCUCCAGGCUGCAUGUUUUGGUGGACACGAUGAGGUUGUGGAGAUGCUGCUUGAGCGAGGAGUCGAUAUCAACGCCCAGGGUGGAUACUGCGGAAACGCUCUCCAGGCUGCUUGUUCUGGAGGAUACGAUAAGGUUGUGGAGAUACUGCUCGAACGAGGAGCCGAUAUCAACGCCCAGGGUGGAGAGUACGGAAAUGCGCUCGUCGCUGCUUGCUCUGAAGGAUACGAACAGGUUGCAGAGAUACUGCUUGAACGAGGAGCGGAUAUUAGCGCCCAGGGUGGAGAGUACGGCAAUGCGCUCCAGGCUGCAUGUCUUAUGGGACGCGACAAGGUUGUGGAGAUACUGCUUGAGCGAGGAGCCGAUAUCAACGCCCAGGGUGGAAAGUACGGCAAUGCGCUCCAGGCUGCAUGUUUUGGUGGACACGAUGAGGUUGUGGAGAUGCUGCUUGAGCGAGGAGCCGAUAUCAACGCCCAGGGUGGAAAGUACGGAAAUGCGCUCGUCGCUGCUUGUUUUAGAGGCCACGAUAAGGUUGCAGAGAUACUGCUUGAGCGAGGAGCCGAUAUCAACGCCCAGGGUGGAGAGUACGGCAAUGCGCUCCAGGCUGCAUGUUUUAUGGGACGCGACAAGGUUGCAGAGAUACUGCUUGAGCGAGGAGCGGAUAUUAGCGCCCAGGGUGGAGAGUACGGCAAUGCGCUCCAGGCUGCAUGUCUUAUGGGACGCGACAAGGUUGUGGAGAUACUGCUUGAGCGAGGAGCCGAUAUCAACGCCCAGGGUGGAAAGUACGGCAAUGCGCUCCAGGCUGCAUGUUUUGGUGGACACGAUGAGGUUGUGGAGAUGCUGCUUGAGCGAGGAGCCGAUGUCAACGCCCAGGGUGGAGAGUACGGAAAUGCGCUCGUCGCUGCUUGCUCUGAAGGAUACGAACAGGUUGCAGAGAUACUGCUUGAACGAGGAGCCGAUAUCAACGCCCAGGGUGGAAAGUACGGCAAUGCGCUCCAGGCUGCAUGUUUUGGUGGACACGAUGAGGUUGUGGAGAUGCUGCUUGAGCGAGGAGCCGAUAUCAACGCCCAGGGUGGAAAGUACGGAAAUGCGCUCGUCGCUGCUUGUUUUAGAGGCCACGAUAAGGUUGUGGAGAUACUGCUCGAACGACGAGCCGAUGUCAACACCCAGGGUGAAGACGAUUAUAAUGCGCUUUACACUGCCUGCUCUAAAGGACAUGACAAGAUCGUGCAGAUGCUGCUAGAGCGAGGAGCUGAUGUCUACACCCGGGGUUAA
Penicillium canariense is the source of this 4851-nucleotide messenger RNA. RefSeq lists its product as uncharacterized. Lineage: Eukaryota; Fungi; Ascomycota; Eurotiomycetes; Eurotiales; Aspergillaceae. The transcript is spliced from 2 exons. Bases 1 to 4851 code for a protein of 1616 amino acids. Gene Ontology annotation, molecular function: catalytic activity; protein binding. The record is from RefSeq and is a predicted model, not a curated record. Gene Ontology annotation, biological process: nucleoside metabolic process.